CAACCAUCGCCCGGCACGCAGCAACAGCAGCAGCAGCAAGAGGGGAUGGAAUGACGGAAGGAGCAGCGAAGGAGCACACCAAAUCCCUCUAAUCCCCUCUCUUCUUAAAUCUUCCCCCUUGUUCUUCGUACACGAACCCCGACAGAUGUCUUUCCACAGCUAAUCCUUCUUUCCCCCUGUUGUUUUUCUCGUCUGAUCAUGGAGGCGGCGAAGAUACCUGGUGGCCGGUCAGAGGUUUCUCCGACAACCAGGGAGCCCGCACGAGCUUCGCUGUGGAAUUCCCAUGGCUUCGUGCUUACCUCCCCUCGGUAAUGUCUUCGAAUCAAGAUCGAUCUUUUUUUGUUUUUCUUUUCUUCUAACAAUUCUUUGAUUCUUUCACACAACCUUUUCUUCUUGAAACAAAAACUAAAGCAAGCAAGAAAGAAAGAACUCAAAUUCUUUACCGUCUCAUACAUUGUUUUCCUUAAAUUCUUUAAGCCAAUAUUACCUCUCCUCUCUUCUUGAAUUUGAAUUGCAACACCUGAAAGAAACACAUAGGCAGCUCCUCGAAGACAGAUAGGAAAAGGCUUCUUUUGUGUCGAGUUAUUCGCAUUUCUUUUCUUCUUCUAAUAAAGAUAGGAAGAAGAAGAAUAAUAGAUAUACUCACUGAUUACAAGGAGGAAAGAAUUAUUUGCGUUUUUAAUCUUCUUUUUUUGUUGUUGUAAUAACAAAGAAAAAUUGGAAGAGGAGUAGAGGAUGUUGGCUGGGUGCCCAUUGACGCUGCCAUCGCCGGGGAUUGACGCUUCUGUGCAGUUGCAACCUUACCAUUUCCAGCUGCAGGAGAAGAAGCACUGCCCUCCGCAGCAGACGAUGGGCACCCAGCGGCUUGACCUGCCCUGCGGCUUCUCGUCCCGGAAGGACCCCCUGCGGGCCGCCCUCUCCGGCGAGACGCCCUCGGCGGAGGCCCCAGGGACUAGCUGCUCCUUUAGGCAACACCCAGUAACACACUCUUCGUCGUCGUCGUUAGUGGCCCAGGCUGCUGCCCCUUGGGGAAGAACGGUGGAGGCCAUUGACGGCUUCAACGGCGGGCCGUGGGAGCAGAGGAGGAGCUCGAAGCGACUGCACGACAGGAUCACGUGCGGUGACUACCGCGCAAAGAGGACGAGGACAGUCGACGUCGAAGCCGAUGCAUGGCCGUCUCCGUCCACCGAAGAGCCUCCGCUGGUGGAGGCGGAGGAGGAGAGGGUCUUUCUUGUGCCCAAUGCAGCAAGCUUUCCACUUCCGGCGUUCUCCGGCCAUGACAGGUCGCGGUCGGAGUCGAGUUCCUCGUCCGGCGCAUUCAUCUGUUCUGGCAAUACGGCGACAUCGGAUGGGCCUCGUCUUCCUCCUGCCUCUGGUUUUGCUGGUUUUGGAGGUGAAGGAGAGGGUAUCCAGACGGAGCAGCAGGGUCUUGAGCUCGUGAGCUUGCUCACCUCCUGUACGGAGUCCAUGAGCUCGUCAAACUACGAAGCCAUGAGCUUCUUCUUAGCUCGACUCGGAGAGAUGGCCACCCCAUUCGGGACCCCUCUUCACCGGGUGGUCGCCUACUUCACCGAGGCCUUAGCACUUCGAGCCGCAAAGCUCUUGCCGCACAUCUUCUCUGUCGCUCCACCAAAGACCAUCACCGACCCGACCGACGACGACGACGAUGCCAUCGCACUGCGUCUCCUCGAUUGCGUCAGCCCCAUUCCCAAGUUUCUCCACUUCACCCUGAACGAGAGAUUGCUGAAGGCAUUCGAAGGAAAAGACAGAGUGCACAUCAUAGAUUUCGACGUCAAGCAAGGACUUCAGUGGCCGGCUCUGUUCCAGAGCUUAGCUUCCAGGCCGAACCCUCCCGGCCAUGUGCGGAUCACCGGCAUCGGGGAGUGCGGACCGCAUCUCCAGCAGGCAGGAGUCCGGCUCGCAGGGAUCGCAGAAUCCCUCGACCUUCCCUUCGAGUUCCAUCCGGUGGUGGACAGGUUGGAAGACAUCAGGCUUUGGAUGCUUCACGUGAAGAGGGAAGAGUGCGUGGCGGUGAACUGUGCUCUAACGAUGCACAAGACGCUCUACGACGAGAGCGGGAAGGCGUUGACGGACCUGCUGGGUCUGAUAAGGAGCACGCGCCCGGAGAUCGUCGCCAUGGCAGAGCAAGAAGCGAAGCACAACGAGCCUAACUGGGAGACGAGGCUCGCCGGAUCGCUCAACUACUACGCUUCCGUCUUUGAUUCCAUGGAACAUGCUCUGCCUGUGGACAGCCAGGCCAGGAUCAAGAUCGAAGAAGCCUUUGCUAAAGAGAUCAGGAACAUAGUCGCGCGUGAAGGAAGUGAGAGGACGGAGAGGCACGAGAGCUUCGAUAGGUGGAGGAAGCUGAUGCAGGAUGGUGGGUUUCGAUGCCUGGGCAUCGGAGAGGGAGAGCAGAGCCGCAUGAUACCAAGGAUGUACUCCUGUGAGAACUACAGCAUCCAUGAGCAAGGAGAAGGUGAUGGCCUCACCCUCAAGUGGCUGCACCAGCCUCUGUACACAGUCUCUGCAUGGGCUCCUGCGGAUGUCACGGACGGCCCCUCCACCUCUCAGCCAAACUAGGUGACUUGUGCAUCAGCUUGCUUCUCUCUCUCUCUCUCUCUCUCUCUCUCUCUCUCUCUCUUCAGCAGCUUUCUCUUGCUCUCCAAAACCAUGCAAGGUUUGGUCUUUUCCAUCUACAACAUACAACAUACAAAAUUCUUUUGGUCAUUCUUUUAUUUUUCUCUUGUUACAGAAAGUCCAAAAUGAUUGUAACUUAGUUCUUCAGCAGAAAAUUGUUGUCUAAUAAAUUUUUAUUCUU
Messenger RNA from Musa acuminata AAA Group (dessert banana), 2818 nucleotides. RefSeq names its product protein DWARF AND LOW-TILLERING-like. Gene Ontology annotation, cellular component: nucleus. The coding region runs from base 736 to 2580 and encodes 614 amino acids. The transcript has a single exon. Gene Ontology annotation, molecular function: sequence-specific DNA binding; DNA-binding transcription factor activity. Gene Ontology annotation, biological process: regulation of DNA-templated transcription. Lineage: Eukaryota; Viridiplantae; Streptophyta; Magnoliopsida; Zingiberales; Musaceae. The record is from RefSeq and is a predicted model, not a curated record.